AUGCCUCAAAAAGGAAUUUUUAAUGCAGCAGGGCCAUGUAAGGCCUUACAAGAUGUGCGAUGUUUAAAGACGACAAUACAUGAGGAAGAUUCAGGAUUUCAAUUUGUGCGUACACGUAAACCUGAGAUGCAAGAAUCUUAUGGAGAUACAUCUACACAUUCUUCUAUGCAUAUGAUGGAUAGUUUUAUUAAAUUACCAACAUGUGAUACGCCAGUUAUUGAAAAAAAUCGAGAUUUGCGUCAACGGCGACGUAGUAGCCUUGGACUCCGUGGAAAACGAGCAAGUUCUAUUAUUGCAAAUGGAUCUAUAGCAUUACCGCAUCCAAGUAUUAGUCAUGAGAGUUUUUUUAAACAUAUUUCAGAGGAUUUACCUGAGCCAGUCAGAAUGAAACAAUUAUUGAUUUGGUGUGCAAAACGUGCAUUAGAUGAACAAAAGAUGAGCGGGCUUGGAAAAGAUUCCCGUGCAGCUUCUUUAGCUAGGACAAUUGAAGAAGAAAUUCUAAGCGAUUUAAUUGAAAAUAAAUUAUCCCCAAGUUGGUAUAAUAGAAAGGAAGAAGAUAUUUUAAUAAAACCAAAGCCUCACCCGAGGAAUAUAGAAAAUCAAAAAAAAAUUAAAGAAUUUGAAGAAAAAUUGUCUAGGUUAAAGGAGGAAAUAAAUACAUGGAAUAGGCUUGAGACUUCAUUUCUAUCUUGCAAAAACAACAGAGAUUUCGAGAAUCCACAAGACAUUGUUUCAGAAACUGCUGCUAAUGGCGUAUUAUUUCCUUCAGAAGACAUUAAAUUGGAUUGCCCAAUUGAUCAUUCAGAAUUAUUGGAAUGGCUUAAAUCAGAAAAAGCAAAUUUGGAAUUUAAAGUCGAUAGACUUUAUCAUUCUUUACACGUUAUAGAUUCUUUUACCCAAGUCUCGAAUCGCUAUGCAACACAACUCUUAAGCAAUGUUGCCAAAGCAAUUCAAGAACGUGAGAAACAAGCUCAAGUUAAUUCAGGAACAAGUGAUAUAAAUAUAAAGGACGUGCUUAGGGAAAUUACAAGACGUGACGAGUAA
Pneumocystis murina B123 is the source of this 1044-nucleotide messenger RNA. RefSeq lists its product as hypothetical. The transcript has 7 exons. Gene Ontology annotation, cellular component: MIS12/MIND type complex. The record is from RefSeq and is a predicted model, not a curated record. Gene Ontology annotation, biological process: cell division; mitotic sister chromatid segregation. Lineage: Eukaryota; Fungi; Ascomycota; Pneumocystomycetes; Pneumocystales; Pneumocystaceae. The coding region runs from base 1 to 1044 and encodes 347 amino acids.